AUGGAAAGAGAAAAUCAAACAACUCUCUCUGAAUUCAUCAUCUUGGGGUUCUCUAACUUAAAUGAUUUGCAAUUUUUACUCUUUGCCAUUUUUCUUAUGAUCUAUCUUUGUACCUUGGCAGGAAAUGUCUUCAUUAUUUUAAUGACAUUGGCUGAUUCUCGACUACAUACGCCCAUGUACUUUUUUCUGAGGAACUUGGCCUUUCUUGACAUCUGCUAUACCACCACCAAUGUCCCUCAGAUGAUGGUGCAUUUUCUGUCAGAGAAGAAAAGCAUUUCCUUUGGGGGUUGUGUAACUCAACUUUUUGCAUUCCUUUUCUUUGUGGGUGUAGAGUGUCUUUUGCUGGCAGCAAUGGCAUAUGAUCGUUACAUUGCAAUCUGCAAACCCUUACAGUAUUCAGUUAUCAUGAACAAGGCCCUGUAUAGUCAGUUAGCAGCCUCAUGCUGGGGUUGUGGUUUCCUCAACUCAGUGGUGCACACAGUACUGACAUUCCGUCUGCCCUUCUGUGGCAACAACCAGAUUAAUUAUUUCUUUUGUGACAUCCCGCCUUUGCUGAUUUUAUCUUGUGGAGACACAUCUGUGAAUGAAUUGGUGUUACUCUUCAUUGGUGUCUUCAUUGGAUGGGCCCCUUUCCUGGGUAUCAUCCUUUCCUACAUAUAUAUCAUCUCUACCAUUUUGAGAAUCCACUCUUCUGAGGGGAGACAAAAAGCAUUUUCUACAUGUGCUUCCCACCUGGUCAUUGUCCUCCUCUAUUAUGGCAGCUCCAUCUUCACUUAUGUACGGCCCAUCUCAUCUUAUUCAUUGGCAAAAGACCGGCUGAUUUCAGUGUUGUACAGUAUUGUCACCCCUAUGCUAAAUCCAAUAAUUUAUACCCUGAGGAAUAAGGACAUCAGAAAGGCCCUGAGAGCUGUAGGAGAAAAAGUAACAACCUUCAAAUUUUAUUUUCUUUGA
Molecule: messenger RNA, 951 nt
Organism: Castor canadensis (American beaver)
Lineage: Eukaryota; Metazoa; Chordata; Mammalia; Rodentia; Castoridae
Product: olfactory receptor 5V1-like
Biological process (GO): G protein-coupled receptor signaling pathway
Cellular component (GO): membrane
Molecular function (GO): olfactory receptor activity; G protein-coupled receptor activity
Source: RefSeq, a predicted model, not a curated record